AUGGCUCUUGAAGCACCCCUGCGAUCAUCCACAGGAAGCAUUACUUUGAGCUACUCGCCUCACGCCGAUAUGCCCAUGUCGUCAGGGCCAGAGUCCCCGGCCCUGCCGCCCCAGUAUGUGGCGUCCUCCUCGGCGUCCGAGUCGCAGUCUCUUCGCCCUACUUCUUACGCGAGACCAAGCUCAGCUCAUCUUCUGAGCCCGAGUAGCGACAUUGUCGGCCCUUCUCCCGUAACCUCCAACGGAACUGAAACAACAGAGAUAGAAGACGACGAGGCAGUGGAAAAUGCUGAGGAGAAUACAAAUCAACGGCGGAAUUCUCUGAUGACGCUAAAAACAAACAUACCGGAUCACAUUCGAAGGCCAUUGACCGAAGAAGUCGUCUCGGUAAUACACGCACCACCAAGUUUCGAGGAUUGGCUGCAGAAGUCGAGUGACACGGUCUCGAAAACGAGCGUCACUAACUCGACAAGCGGUGCGAGCGCGGAGAGCAGCACCACGAGCCCUCCGCCCAGCGAGCCAUCAACAGUAAUAUCACCGAGCCAUAACCCACCGUUGGUCAACACCAAGGUCAAGCCAGUGGCAUUUGGCAUGGACGCACCGACACCGCAGGCUCAGAGAUUAGAAGAUGUGCUUGCAGGCGAAUCUUCAAGGCUGCGGUCGAGCACAGCAAGCAGCUUAGAGUUGAUACCCGAGAGCCACGAAUUGGAGGGAGAGGACGACUUUGAGGAUGUUGACGAGUUUGCGAAUUCGACACGAUGCCAAGAUUCCGAGGUCAAAGCGCUCACAGCAGCCCUUGAGGAGUGCUGGACGCUGUGUAAUACGCUUGCCAAUCUCAGUUCGAUUCAUCGAGAACGUGUCUUCAACAGUUCCGGCACACCGGAUGCUCAUGAGAGAGCUUGGAAGAGUUGUUGGAAGCUCUGCAAGCGACUAUAUAACAGCCGAGACGAUGUCUCCGAAUCGUAUGGUGUUCGGACCAAUCUCGACCUGUGUCGCGACUUUUGCCAAGCAUUGUUCGAUGUGCGACAAAGGAAGGACGAAACAGCCGAUUCCAUCCUCAGAGUCAGCUUUGAGCUCAACAAUCACCUGUAUAGCGCUCAAGACAGCCGGUCGCUCCCCGAGGCUUUCAGGGAGCGGACCCUGGACUUCUAUAUUACACUGUGUCACCGACUCAUGAAGCAGCGAAGUGAGCUAGUUGAGGAGACAGAUUCGUUACUGCGUGCCUGCUGGGCGUUGGCCGAGAUGCUCUUCAGCCUCCGCCAAAACAAGCGAGACGGCAAAGCGCCCGAUGAGGAGCUUCUCGGCUCAGCUGUACAGGCGUGUUGGGAGCUCUGUGACAUAUUCCGAGAGGGCUGGACUCAAAUUCGGCCGGAUCGCGGAACCCCCCGGCCAAAUCAAAUUAACUUCUUCGCCGCCGGUCCACCGUACGGUUUGCAGCCGGCGAGCAGCCAUCAAUCUGAUGUUUCCCGCUCCAAUGCCGGCAGCCGUGCGUCGAUACAUUCAAAGCGUGAGAGUCUCCGCAGCCUCGCUGAUGCCGACCGCCCUCGAACGCACCCAAUCGUGCCCGAAACACCUGUUACCGAGUUCGAAGACACGCCUGUAUCACCCGACGCUAGCCCGCAAAUGCCCAAUAUCCUGGUGCUUGGACCGUCGGGCGACUCGCGAAGCGAUCGUGGCGGACGUUGGUCAAGCAAUGCGUCGAACCUAUCAGGCUACAGCCAAGGCAGUCAACACACCUCCAGCACCGCAACGACUGCCGCGACUGUCGAGGAUAUCAACAUUACUCGUAUCAAGGCGCUGGUAGUGAAGGCUGCUAUGAACGUCGGCUUCAGCCGUGAUGCAGUGGCGGCUGACGGAACUGGUGGGGGCGCGUCAUUGCAAUCAUUUGUGAAGAGUCUACCGACAGGCUCCUUUGGCUCUCUGCCCAGUCAUGCAGCACUGCUGCAGAACUAUAAGAACCUAGUUCUGGGCGACACGCCUUUCCGUUCUUUAACUAGCCUGCCGGCCCGGGGUAAGCGCUUCAGUGCGCUUGAGAUUUCCAAGAGUGUUAGCUGGAUGAGCUUGCGGUCUGCCCAGUAUGGCUUCCUCAGGGACUUGUUUAAGCUGGUCUUUGGUAUCCAAGUUGAAGAAGCCGAGACGAGGAAGAACAUAUCGAUUGCAGUUUAG
Canariomyces notabilis is the source of this 2163-nucleotide messenger RNA. RefSeq lists its product as uncharacterized. The transcript has 7 exons. The record is from RefSeq and is a predicted model, not a curated record. Lineage: Eukaryota; Fungi; Ascomycota; Sordariomycetes; Sordariales; Chaetomiaceae. Bases 1 to 2163 code for a protein of 720 amino acids.